AUGAGCACAAUGGCGUUGUGGAGUUGUUUGGAGAUCGUCGGGAGUUUGAACAAAGGUCAGAGUUGUGUAACGCUUGAUGUUGGAAUAUGUGGAAUAAACCACGCGUUCAAGGGUAAUGACGCGCCGUUUAGCUCGUGUUCCGACAGACAGGCUCAAUCAGCUCUUAUCGCGAAGUCGCGCACCUUCAUGCCUCGCGGAAACCGCCUUGCAGAGGACUAUAAGAUGGCUCGCGCGCCUCUGGAAGUCUCAGCAAUAAAUCCCGAGCGCGAACCUCGGUGCUUCUUGAUGCGGCUAUGCGACGAGGAGACAAUGUGGUUCGAAGGAAAGGAUGAUCGCCUGCCAGCUGGCGAUGACUGCGGGUGA
Messenger RNA from Fomitiporia mediterranea MF3/22, 363 nucleotides. RefSeq lists its product as uncharacterized. The transcript has 4 exons. Bases 1 to 363 code for a protein of 120 amino acids. NCBI's taxonomy places the organism in Eukaryota, Fungi, Basidiomycota, Agaricomycetes, Hymenochaetales, Hymenochaetaceae. The record is from RefSeq and is a predicted model, not a curated record.